Actinia tenebrosa (Australian red waratah sea anemone) is the source of this 1210-nucleotide messenger RNA. RefSeq names its product tyrosine aminotransferase. Gene Ontology annotation, molecular function: L-tyrosine:2-oxoglutarate transaminase activity; pyridoxal phosphate binding. Gene Ontology annotation, biological process: L-phenylalanine catabolic process; L-tyrosine catabolic process; biosynthetic process. NCBI's taxonomy places the organism in Eukaryota, Metazoa, Cnidaria, Anthozoa, Actiniaria, Actiniidae. The record is from RefSeq and is a predicted model, not a curated record.
AUCGUAUACGAUCGAAUGGUUAUUGACACUGGGAAUCGAACGAUUAUUGCAUCACCCUUUGGUCUUACUUUGAGUCUGCAUGUGGACCAUGCAGUACAAACAAACUUACCAAUGUUGAAAUAUCGCACGCUACAUACAGCUCGAACUGCAGUAGGCCCAACUUCGAAGCCCAUAACUGUUCGAAUGUCAUCAACUGUAUCAAUGAAGAAAAAGAAAUGGCAUGUACCAGCUUCCAAGACAGCAAAAGAAACGUUCAAUCCCAUCAGAGCUAUCGUAGAUACAAUGAAGAUCAAGCCAAACCCAGACAAAAAAAUGAUUGCACUAUCUAUAGGUGACCCAACAGUUUUUGGUAACCUAGAGCCUCCAGAGGAAAUGAUCGAUGCAGUGAUAAAGAGUGCAAAGGCAGGCACUAAUAAUGGAUAUGCUCCAUCAACAGGUUAUCUUAGAUCCAAGGAAGCUGUGGCAAAGUUUUGUUCUGUUCCUAAUGCUGAAGUAGAAGUAAAGGAUGUAAUUUUUGCAAGUGGUUGUUCCAAUGCCCUGGAGAUGGCAAUAGAUGUUCUGGUCAACCCAGGUGAUAACAUCCUACUACCAUUACCAGGAUUCUCCAUCUACCAGACGAUAAGUGUGUCCAGAGGACACGAAGUUCACUUUUACAACUUACUGCCCGAAAAGUCUUGGGAAGUUGAUCUUGACCACCUUGAAUCAGUAAUUGACUCCAAAACCAGAGCCAUUAUAGUGAACAAUCCUUCUAACCCAUGUGGGUCUGUCUACACAAGGGAGCACUUGGAGGCAAUACUUGAAGUUGUGGUGUUAAUGACGGUUUUCCCUGGUCAGAAAUUCCAUGCACUGGCCUCUCUGUCCAAGAAUGUCCCAAUAUUGACAUGUGGAGCUAUCUCCAAGAGAUUCCUCGUUCCUGGGUGGAGGCUUGGAUGGAUUUUAGUACACGACAGAAAUGGCGCGUUUGAAGACGAGGUCAAGCCAGGGUUAGUGUCAUUAUCACAGCAGAUUCUAGGACCCAACACGAUUAUCCAGGCAGCGCUACCAGAUAUCUUGGAAAACACUCCACGCAGCUUCUACGAAAACGCCAUUAAUGUUAUGCAGAAAAACGCCAAGUUGUUAUACGAAGACCUGCACAAGAUUCCAGAACUAAACCCCAUCAUGCCUUGCGGCGCCAUGUAUAUGAUGGUAAGCUAGACCCUUGAGUCAUCCU